Sardina pilchardus (European sardine) is the source of this 1720-nucleotide messenger RNA. It is a transcript of the gene emx2, whose product is annotated as empty spiracles homeobox 2. The transcript is spliced from 3 exons. Gene Ontology annotation, biological process: central nervous system development; regulation of transcription by RNA polymerase II; neuron differentiation. NCBI's taxonomy places the organism in Eukaryota, Metazoa, Chordata, Actinopteri, Clupeiformes, Clupeidae. The record is from RefSeq and is a predicted model, not a curated record. Gene Ontology annotation, molecular function: RNA polymerase II cis-regulatory region sequence-specific DNA binding; DNA-binding transcription factor activity, RNA polymerase II-specific. Gene Ontology annotation, cellular component: nucleus. The coding region runs from base 1 to 744 and encodes 247 amino acids.
AUGUUUCAACCCACACCGAAGAGGUGUUUUACUAUAGAAUCAUUGGUGGCAAAGGAUAAUCCUUUGCCGUCGUCGAGAUCCGAGGAGCCCAUACGACCAGCGGCUCUCAGUUACGCAAACUCGAGUCAGAUAAACCCUUUUUUAAACGGCUUUCACUCCGGCGGCCGAGGUGUCUACUCGAAUCCGGACCUGGUAUUUACUGAAGCGGUUUCCCAUCCUCCAAACUCCGCUGUCUCAGUUCAUCCCGUUCCUCCUCCACAUGCUUUAGCAGCACAUCCGCUUUCAUCUUCGCAUGGCCCGCAUCCUCUUUUCGCCAGCCAGCAAAGGGAUCCCUCAACUUUCUAUCCGUGGUUGAUACAUAGAUACAGAUAUUUGGGUCACAGAUUCCAAGGCAAUGAAACGAGUCCGGAAAGCUUCCUCUUGCACAACGCAUUGGCCAGAAAACCCAAAAGAAUUCGCACUGCGUUCUCUCCAUCACAGCUCUUGCGACUCGAACACGCCUUUGAAAAAAACCAUUACGUGGUCGGUGCUGAACGAAAACAGCUUGCGCACAGCCUUAGCCUCACAGAAACUCAGGUGAAAGUUUGGUUCCAGAAUAGAAGAACUAAAUUCAAACGACAGAAACUGGAGGAGGAGGGUUCGGAUUCACAGCAGAAAAAGAAGGGAACGCAUCAUAUUAACCGAUGGAGACUGGCAACUAAACAAGGGAGCCCGGAGGAAAUUGAUGUCACAUCAGACGAUUGAGAGACUUUAAAUAUUUGAAUCCGGGACAGCAGCGUGGCGUAAAGGAUGACACGGAUAAGGAUUCUGUGUACAGAGAGAAAGAAACUGAAAGAGGGUAAAGGCAAUGUUCACCUUUCGCUUUUCGGAGAUUGGCAGCUUGAGUGUUUGAGAUGUAAUUGGUGACUGUCAUUGCUACGAAACUGUUAAUAGCCUAUUCUACUUUGCAAGGGCAAGGUGUUCGAGAGGUAGCCUAUCGCAUUCUCCCUCCCCAGCAUCAAUGACCACUAUUCCACACACAACAUAGCUCCAGUUGGCCGUAAACAUUUGCAAUCGGAAUGUUUAUAUGGCCUGUAUGCACACAAAGACUAAGUUCCCACACCAAAAUACCAAAAUACUUUUUUGUAAAACUUGAAUUGCAUGGUAGACGAAAGUAUUUUGGUAGAUAAUUUAACUUGACACUUUCUUUCCAUAAACAGAUCUUUGCUUUAACAAGUUUUCAUUUCAAAGAUGUUGUUUCUUCCUUAUUUUAAAUGUGGCGUCUUGAAUUUUGAUCCUCGUGUUAAAGUGAUUGUGAGACGAAGUAGCAGUGCUGCAUUAGUGUUGUCAAGAUGUAACGGAUGAACUAAAUUUAAGGUUUACUAUCUCACAGAUAAAGUUACCUAGCCUACAAUUAACCAAUCCAGGACAUUCCUUGAACCGAAAGAUCGAUUGAAUGUGUGCAGAAUCUCCGAGCGUAAUGGUAGCAAAAAUUGCCACAUAGCCUAAGAGCUGAAUUAAGAACGCCUGGGCAGCAAAACUAAAGCACUGAGCAUAAUCCGUGUAUAAAGACACUAAGAAUAAUGUUUCUGUUGAAUCUUAUUUUAGCAGAAUGUAAAUAAUUUGUGUUUGUGUUAUAUUUGCUACAAUUUUAUCAAAGACUAUACUUCCAAGAAGUAUGUAAUUGUCAAUAUUUUGUCAAUAAAGUUUUAUCAGUAUGAUUCCCAGACUAUAAGAGAAA